CUUUCAGACCCAUCACAGCCAGCACACACAAUAGAGAUUCGCACAUUGGAUGGAUCUGUAGUGGCUACAAGAGAACCAAUAAAGCCUACAAGAUUUCAAUAUGUUUCUGGUCAACCGUCUCAGCCCCAACAGCAUUUAUCAAUAUUUGGCUCCUGAAGUUCUUCACAAAUGGAACCUCCUGCUUUUGUUAGAGUUGAAACAUCAAGUUGCAGUGAAAAUAUCUCUUCUACCCCAUCCGAGCGGCAUUUGGUUCCUGCGAGUACUGCAGUACUGGAGUGCCAUGGACUCAUGACAACGGUCCGCAGCAGCUCUCACACUUCAUCACAAGGAAAUUCUAUCGGUUUUGCCAAUCAAGAAGUAUCAAGCUGCUCUGUAUCGGCUCCUAUUCACCAACGCCAGCAGCAUCUAUCUAGGAUCAUUGCGAGAAAUGAACAUCAUGGUCAGUCAUCGCCAGUCCCCAACAGCUCACAAAGAGGAAUUUCUGAUGGUCCUUCUAAUCAAGAACAACCAAGUGGCUCACGAAGUCAGAUGUCCGCAAGAAAUGGUGAUGGGAGAAACUUAAGCUCUAUACCACAGAAUGUUGGAAGGUCACCUCUUUUAAAUGUAAACCAAAAUGUUGUAAGGACUAGUGGAGUUGAUAGGGUUCCACCUGUUUUAUCAGCUGAUAUACCUGAGCGUGAACUCAGAAGUUCUGCCGUUGAUAUCCUUAACGAUAGACCUAAUUUGUCUGAAGUUGACAUGAGACAUGAAAUGGCAAUUCAUCUUGUGAUUGAAUACCCCAAGAUGCGGAAGCGCCUUAUGAAGAGAACUGAUAUGCCUUGGCACCACUGGUUUAAUGCUGAUACAAACACAGGCUUUCUGGAGAACGCCAACGUAGGAUUACAGAGGAAUGAUAAGAAAAUGACUGGGAGAGGAAUCAGGCGUUCAAAACAAAUUCCUCGGCAACCAAGGAAGCUGGUGGAGAUUCCAUCCAACAGUGUAGACACCCAGGAAGGUGACCCUGAUCCAAUUGAAUUUACCAGAAAUGUGACAAGCCAGGAACUUGGUUGACACACCAGGAGAGAAAACUAUUAUUCUCAAUCUUAUGCACAUGACUUUUGGGAGGAGAGCAAAGAUCGAAUUUAAAGAAUUAACUGCAGCAUUUAUCUUAAAUCAAUAUCCACACUUUAUGUCAUAUGAAGGAGAAUUGGAGUUCAAUCUUAUGAAGCCAUCCCAUUCAGGCCUAUUUGCCAGAAGUUACGGCACAGACUGGGUCCCUAAACUAAUGAAAAUUGCUAGAGAGGCUCCAUGGCUGUGAUUACUUCGGAGGAGAUGAUGUCCUCAACUCAUUACUGGUGCUGCGAAAACUCCUGCCAACACUAAGGGGGACAUACACCCAGGAGGCGCGUCAGCCCAUACAAGGAGAUGUUUCUGGCAUCUUGCGUAAUCCUGCUUGAAUUAAUCACAUUUAACUUCUACCACCCGAUUUGUUAUUCAGUAUUAUUAGAGUUUAAAAAAAAGGGGGAAUUGUUAAAUGAGCAAAGACUGUGAUAAGUCUAACAAAUCUAGAAAGCUGUUAGGCCAUUUCAUUCUACUGUAUGCAGAUGGAGCAAUGUACCUGUAUCAAAAGCGAUAUGUGUCAGUAAUGUAAUUUACUUUGAGAGCUGUUUGAAUUCACUUAUCAAACUCGUUCCUUUACUUGGAUUUCCAUUGAAAGCAGCAAUAAUUCUGUUUUGCUUGAUGCUGGACAGAUAUUUAAGGAUCUUCAUUUUUCUUGCACUGGUUUAUACUAUUUACUGCCUUAUGUCAUCCAACACCUAUGCUGUCCUUGUUAUUUCUCUUUAACUACGUAAGACAGAUCAUCUUGUUAGAAGGAUAUGUAUCUCAAAAUCUCCAGACUUACCAUGUAUAUGCACUUUUUUGUGUACUUUUCAGAUAUUUAUGUAAUAAUGUAGGAAACAAAGGUCUCUGUUGUGAUGCUUUCAUUUCGACUUAUGUAAAGUUAGAUCGUUGAUUGACUGAAAUACUUUAAAUUUACAAUAGACUCUUGUUGUCUUAUG
This is a messenger RNA of Thrips palmi, 2039 nucleotides long. RefSeq lists its product as uncharacterized. The coding region runs from base 169 to 1050 and encodes 293 amino acids. The record is from RefSeq and is a predicted model, not a curated record. The transcript is spliced from 12 exons. NCBI's taxonomy places the organism in Eukaryota, Metazoa, Arthropoda, Insecta, Thysanoptera, Thripidae.